Molecule: messenger RNA, 561 nt
Organism: Cylicocyclus nassatus
Lineage: Eukaryota; Metazoa; Nematoda; Chromadorea; Rhabditida; Strongylidae
Source: the annotation of a GenBank genome assembly
AUGCGCUGCUUGAUAGUUCUCUCCGUCGCCACUGUAACAGUACUAGCCUACGGUCGACAGAGCUCCGGCUAUGAGACUGCUGAACUGUAUCAACCAGCACCUGCAGUUCCUCUUAGCGCUGACGGUGGAAACCAACAGGCAUACAACUCCGACGGUGCCACAGUAGUAGUUUCUUCUCCACCACCUACUCCAGCAGUUCUUCCAAUUUCAUCUGUUGCACCUGUUACCAGCACUCUUAUCACCACUGGUCCAGCUCUUGUUCCGGUAGCGGGAGCUAUUCCUAUUGGCACCAAUGGAGGACUCACCGGUGUUACUCGAGGAGCAGUGAGUGUAGGACUCACUAGUGUUAAUUCAGGAGUGCCCGUUGCCACCAAUGGGGGAUUCAAUGGUGUUAACAUUCCCGUCGUUACCAGAGGAGGCAACACUGCUACUCUAGGAGCUAGUCUCGUCCGCGCUAAUGGAGGACUCAACGGUGCUACAGGGGUUUUGAUUACCGUCGGCAAUGCCAAUGGACUUAGACGCCGCUUUUUCCGCCAUCGUGUUCGCCGUGUUCGUUUCUAA